Molecule: messenger RNA, 4672 nt
Organism: Empidonax traillii (willow flycatcher)
Lineage: Eukaryota; Metazoa; Chordata; Aves; Passeriformes; Tyrannidae
Gene: CCSER2
Product: coiled-coil serine rich protein 2
Exons: 11
Coding region: 290-3481 (1063 amino acids)
Biological process (GO): microtubule bundle formation
Cellular component (GO): microtubule cytoskeleton
Molecular function (GO): microtubule binding
Source: RefSeq, a predicted model, not a curated record
GGCGGGGCCGGCGGCACCGGGGCGCGGAGCGGCCCUGCCCGAGGAGGCGGCGGUGAGUGGCGAGCCCGCUGUUCACGUCGCGUUCUGUCAGAUGUACUUUGGCACACAAUGAAACGUAGGCAACCUCAGCCUUUAACUUUGAGCUGGAGGAGGUCGAGCUGUUUAUCUUCGGUUAAAGAAAGCAAAACUGCAUGGGAACUUUGUGCUGUAGCAGCAGAGCGUUAGUGUCCAGGCCAGACAACAAAUUAAGAUUCAAGCACCCUUUAAGGACCAAUGAACCCAAUAGCUCAUGGAAGAAAAAAACCCGACCAGGACAUCCUUGGUUUCCAGGCUACCGAAAUAUGGAACGAAAACUUUAGGGAGCGUCUUGCAACCUGUGCCCAACGGGACGGCCGUCAACUUAGCAGGGAGUAAUGGGGGCAAAAAUUUCGGCAAGCACAAUGGCACUGUCCGCAUGUCUUCCUUCUCUUUCAACUGGAAAAAAUCUAACAGAUGUCAGCUUAACGAUCAAAACGGGAGAGAGGCCAACUCUAAACGCAACUGCAGCGAAAAAUUAAUCGAUUCUGAGAAGUAUCCUCAAUCUCAAGGAGCAUUGGGCAAUGAUGAGCUCAGGGUGGGUUUGAACAGUCCCGCUUCGGUUGCAUCAAAAGCAGCAAAGCCAACCAAUAUGUUUGUAUCUUCUACCGAGGAGUUAAACCCAAAGUCUUUACCCGGACUCUCUAGUUCAGCUAAAUUCACCAAAGGUACCCUGUCAGGAAGGACCUCAUAUUCUGGGCUCAAUGCUCCAAGAUCAAAUUUAAAUGGAUUUUAUGGAAAUAGGCCGGUGGUAGGUUUGCAGAGACCUAGAGCAAAUUCCAGUGCCACAAGGAUAAGUUCAGGAGAAAGCCUAGCGCAAUCUACAGACAAUAGCAAGGCUUUUUCCUGUGAAAAAAUGGUAAGAUCCCAAAGUUUCUCACAUUCCAUUCAGAAUUCUUUCCUUCCCACUGCAUCUCUAACCAGGUCACAUUCCUUUAAUAAAGCUGUGGAUCUUACAAGGCCUUAUCAUAGUCAAAAUGUGGCUGCCAGGACGUCUCAGAGGUCUACUUUGCUGUCAAGGAACGCGUGUCAGUUGGAUGUACCCAAUGGAAAUGAACCGAUGAAGUAUGGGUUUACCAGACCGUACUCCGGUGUGUCAGCUCCUUGUUCCAAGAAACCCCCACUGUCAAAUGGAUCUGGGUCAGCACCUUCCUUUGGAUACAGAUUAAGUCGUCCUUCUCUGCUCAAGCCUACCAGGCAGCGGUUUGCUGGGAAUACUGCUGUGGAUGGCAGCAAAAGUACCUCUCCUGACACACACACCGUGGAGAGCUCUGAAAUUUCAACAAAUAUUAACAGGGCAGUUGAGAAAAACAGUAUUAUAGAGUGCAGUGCUCAAAGAACAGGAUCUGAUGAGGGCCUGCAUGAAAGUCUGGGGAAACAUGGGUCCAAAGUCAUGUGUAUGAGCGACGACGGAGAUGAAAUAUCUAUAUCUUCUUUGUCGUCCUCUGAAAAGAAUGAUUUGAGUGAAGAUUUCAGUGAUGACUUCAUAGAUAUAGAAGAUGCAAACAGAACUAUACAAAUACAGCAGAAGGAGAGCUGCCUUCAGGAAUUAGAGCACGGGAGUAUCACGUCCAUUGAGCCGUUCACGUCUCUCAAGGAAAGUGGAGGAUCUCGCUGUAAUGCUGAUGACUGGCUUGAUAUAAAUGUGUCUGCAGUGGAUGACAACAGCGAAAGCACAAAACAUACUACCGAGAAUGUCAUUUCUUCAGAGAUGAACUAUAGAGCUGGGUCCUCUUUUGAGCUUUCUCCAUCUGACAGCUCUGAUGGCACGUACAUGUGGGAUGAAGAAGGGUUGGAACCUAUAGGAAGCGUCCAUCCAUGUGGAAGUUACGACUCUUCGGAAAUGAACAGCAUAGAUAUCUUGAAUAAUCUUGAUUCAUGCGAUCUUGAAGAUGAUGAUCUUAUGCUUGAUGUGGACCUGCCUGAGGACCCACCUCGUGACAAAGAGGAAUGUGAAAAUAUGAGCCGUUAUGAUAGGCAAGACAGAAAUGCUAGACAACAUCAGGAAGGAUUCUGGAAAAGAGCACCACAACAGCGAUGGAAUGCACAGGAUCACUAUCAUCUUGGCCAUACUGAUCAUUACAUCCAUGGUAAAAAUGAUUUGAACAGGGGAUCGAACUACCGGGAGUCUCCUGUUGGUCACUUGGAAAGCUACGGAGCACCCAACCUGUACCAGGCUCCUCGACAGCUGGUGGGUUUGCCGGAGAACACUGUGAUGCUGGAUGAAAUGACCCUGCGGCACAUGGUCCAGGACUGCACAGCUGUCAAAACUCAGCUGCUGAAGCUGAAGAGGUUACUGCACCAGAGUGAUGAAAAUGUGUCGCUCCAGGACAUCAACCUCUCAGUUCCAUCAAGUCCGGAACCACAGGAACCUGAGUCAACUUUUAAGAUGGAUGAUCUGCUGAAUGAGAUCAGGCAGCUCAAAGAUGAACUGAAGAAAAAGGAUGAAACAAUCAGCCAAUUAGAGCAUCAGCUUGCCGCUAGAUGUAACUGCCAGAAGGAGAGUCAAAAACCUGCAGGGGCAUCGCGCGCAUACGCUGAUAAAUUCACACAAACCUCGUGGAGGAGGAGUUCUCCUCAAGUACUACAGCCUUCCAGCAGCCUUCCCAGUUCCACAGACCUCGCCCAGGGAAAACUAGUAAAAAUGCCACAUAUCGAGGCCCACAGUGAAUAUCCUAAACAUGAUCUGCAUGAAAGUAGCAAUCAUCAGAAUCCAAAUGCUGCAAAUGUCUCUCUCCCAAAUAGCCUGAAUGAUGUAAACUCUUUAACAAGCCUACAGUUAAACGUGAAAGAAAAUGAAAACUAUGAAAAUGCAUCAUAUUUGGACAAUUUGAAAAAUAAAAACACUGAAAACCCUAGAGAGGUGGUGAGUAAUAAAGGUACAUUGCCAUCACGUCCCUGUUUUCAGGCCUCUACACGAGCUGAUGCCAGAGAGGUGCAGACUGAAUUACCUGUGAAAGGUCAGCCCUCGUUCACAAACCAGGCUUCUCGGCCAAAGACUUUAAGAAUCGCAAAGCCCCCAAAUGCUUUAGUGCCUCCUACAAUGGCCGUUCUCAUACGAUCUGCAAAUCAUUCCGCUGCUUCCAAGGAACGUGAGCUUCUACCACUAAGUAGUUCAACUCAGCUACAGCCAACAUCUGGUCAGGAUAACCUGAAGGGUAAACAGAGUCAGAAAGUGUCUAAACUUCGCCCGCCAACUAUGUCCUUUGUUAGAGCUAAGCAAGUGAGCAGUCAGAAAUCCACACCAGUGUCUCUAGAGCCUCAGAACACCUCUUUGAAGUCUAACAUCCCAAAGCCACUGGUACAGAGAAAGGAAAACGUGCAGACACACCCCACCAGUUUGCAUUCUGGGGACAGCGUGCCCUCCAGUCGGCAUUCCCGCCUCCCUAAACCAAAGACGCACUGAGGACGUACCUACAUCUCACCGAACGAUGCCAUACAGCCAACCACUCCCCGUGUCGUGACUGCCUUUGAGCCUGCUGGACCUGCAAAUCCAGAGUCCACGUUCAAAACAGCAUCUUCUUUUUCAGGGUUCGCACACUCCGCCCUGCUACGUUCUGCAGCUGAUGUUGUGAGCUGUGCAGUUGCUCUUGAGAGUGUUCUAUCUUCCCGUAGGUCUGUAAUAAAGAUUGUAUUGCGACCUUAGUAAUUAAGCAAAUUCUGAAGUCUGUGGUGACCACAAAUGCCAGAAUGCUGCACUAUCUAUUUCAGGAUGGCAGAAGUUAUUUCUUACCUCCAUUUCUUUGAGUUACUAGACAAUGAAAUUGCUGUUCUGUUUAACUUCUUGGUUCUGAGUAAUCGUUAGGUCAGAGUGGUGGAAAGUUAGACUUACUAGCAGAUGUUUUAUUGGCCAUAAUUCUGACUCUGUAUUCCAGAGGCCUAUGCAAAAAUCCUUGUAUUUAUCAUUAUCUCAAGACUGACAUAUUUAAUGUUAUUUAAUCUGAUGGGUUGGGUGGGUUGUGUUGUUUUCGUUUUGCUGUAAUCUGAAGUUGCUCUGUUCUUUAUUUAUCCCGUUUUCACUGUUCACUGACAUUAGGCAGAUUUCACAGGGUGAAACGAGUCUUCUCGCUUAAACAUCAUCAUUUGUUAAAGGAUUGUGGUAUGUUUUUAUUGUGUUGAAUAGACACAUUACCGGGUAGAUUCUUGGAACGCAGUGCAAAGGAUACUUGUGCAGAACCUUCCAGUGCAGGCUCUUACGAAUUGAUAAAUGGGGAGCCUCUGGGAAUAUGGGGUCCAUAACACCUAUGUUGAGGUUGCACAACUUGCAUUUUAAUUAAUAUUUUAAACUUUUAUUGUAUUACUUGUAUUUAUUGAGUUCUGUUUAAUGUCUAAAGGCUCUGAAGUACCUGACUUGAAAUUUUGCACAAACCUUGCCAUAUGUGUAAGAAUUUGAAACUAUUUUACAGAAUAAAACUUAUAUUCAAAAUGCAACUAUUUUUAAGAAAGGAAAAAAAAAUUAAUUAACCCUAAUUACUUGCUUUGAGCAAUCCUAUUAUGUCCUAAUCCAGAGCUGGUACUCUUAAGAGUUUUUCAGAGAUGUGUAUUUUGGUUUUGGGCUUUUGUAAUUUGUCUUUUUUUUUUUUUUUUUUUUUUUUUU